UAUAAAAGAAAUUAGUAACCAGCUAUAUAAGAGCAAAUUAAUUGUCGAGUUAUUAUAACGUUAAGGUUGGUGCAUUGUAGGAUCAUCACAAUGCUACGGAUAACGCUGUUCCUGAUGGUCGCGGCACUCGCGUGCCAAGCCGCUCCUGCCUCCGACGACGAAGCUGCCGACCAUCUAUACAGAAGUGUGAUCAUUGCUGACUACGAGACCGCUCUGUCACAGAGUAAAGAACUUGAGAAAGAGAAGAGAGGCAAAGUUAUCUCGAAAACUGUUGAUAAACUGCUCAACCAGGACAAACAGAAGCUUAUGUAUUACGCGUACUAUCUGUGGAACCACGACGCCCAAGACAUCGUAAAGAAUGACUUCCCGAUCGAAUUUAGAAUGAUCUUCGGCCAGCUUACCGUCAAGCUCCUUAAUAAGAAAUUCGGUAUGCGGCUAAAGUGGGACUCAAGACUGAUUCCGACGGCGAAAGGACCGUGUAUGGUGAUAGCGGUGACGUUGGCAAUAGGGCAGUCUGGCAAUUCAUGA
Messenger RNA from Manduca sexta (tobacco hornworm), 528 nucleotides. Its product is annotated as low molecular 30 kDa lipoprotein PBMHP-6-like. NCBI's taxonomy places the organism in Eukaryota, Metazoa, Arthropoda, Insecta, Lepidoptera, Sphingidae. The record is from RefSeq and is a predicted model, not a curated record. Gene Ontology annotation, cellular component: extracellular region. The transcript has 2 exons. The coding region runs from base 91 to 528 and encodes 145 amino acids.